Messenger RNA from Babjeviella inositovora NRRL Y-12698, 921 nucleotides. RefSeq lists its product as uncharacterized. Lineage: Eukaryota; Fungi; Ascomycota; Pichiomycetes; Serinales. The record is from RefSeq and is a predicted model, not a curated record. Bases 1 to 900 code for a protein of 299 amino acids. The transcript has a single exon. Gene Ontology annotation, cellular component: cytoskeleton. Gene Ontology annotation, molecular function: actin filament binding.
AUGUCUCAAACUCAAACCACUACAUUAACAGCCCCACAGAUCCCUUCCCUGGUGGAAGUCGAUGUGUCGGAAACAUCCCGUGGCUACAAGGUUGCCGAAAGGGGUUCCCACAACAUCGCUCUUGGCGGGGCGCAUCCGUUCCAGCUUCCGGUUUUCGAAGACAAGCUCGAGGAAAGAAAAUGGAUCAGAGAACAUAUGGCCGCUGCUUUUAGAACCUUCGGUCGCAACGGCUACAGCGAGGGGACUGCCGGCCACAUUUCGGUGAGAGAUCCAAUUGAGCCCCACACCUUUUGGAUCAACCCCUUGGGCAGACACUUCUGUUUGAUGAAGGCCAGCGACAUGAUAAGAGUGGACUACGACGGUAACCUCAUCGAAGGAAAUGCCGCCAUCAACAAGGCUGGAUUCCAGAUCCACUCUGAGUUACACAAGUACCGUCUGGACAUUAACGCCGCCUGUCACACGCACUCAAUCCACGGUAAGACUUAUUCAGCCUUUGGUAAGCCGUUGGAGAUGCUCAACCAGGAUUCAUGUACAUUCUACAACUGCCACUCGGUUUUCACCGACUUUGGUGGAGUCGCUUUGGAGAGCGACGAGGGAAAGAAGAUUGCCGCUGCCUGCGGUCCUAACGGAAGAGCCUUGAUCUUGCAGAACCACGGGUUGUUGACCGUCGGCCAGACCGUCGACGAAGCUGCGUACCUUUUUACGCUUAUGGAGAGAACCUGCCAGGCCCAGUUGAUGGCCGACGCCGCUGCCGCCGGUGGGUUUGAGAAGAAAGUUAUCGGUGAUGAGGAAGCUGCAUAUACGUACCACACGUCUGCCGACCCGGAGACUUUGUUUACCGAAUUCCAGCCGGAAAUUGAGUUGGAAGAGUAUCUCCACGGGAAUGAAUACAAGCAGUAGAGCAAAGAUUGGCCCGAGGCU